GGUCGCGGCGCGGGCGGGGCGGCCCUUAAAGGGGCCGCGGCGUGCGCCUGCCCCGGGCGCUGCCGGCCGGUCGGCGGCCGUAUGAGCCGCGCGCGGGGGUUGCUAUGCCGGGCCUGCCUCGCGCUGGCCGCGGCCCUGGCCGCGCUCCUGCUGCUGCCGCUGCCGCUGCCCCGUGGGCCCGCCCCAGCCCGGGCCCCGGCGCCGACCCCCGGUCCCGGCCCGCGCGGGCCCCCUGCCCGCGCCCACGCCCCCCACUUGCGGCCCGACGACAUCUUCAUCGCUGUCAAGACCACCCGGAAGAACCACGGGCCGCGCCUGGGGCUGCUGCUGCGCACCUGGAUCUCCCGGGCUCGACGGCAGACUUUCAUCUUCACCGAUGGGGACGACCCUGACCUACAGCUCCAGGGAAGCAGCCACGUCAUCAACACCAACUGCUCAGCCGUGCACACCCGGCAGGCGCUGUGCUGCAAGAUGUCGGUGGAGUACGACAAGUUCAUCGAGUCUGGACGCAAGUGGUUCUGCCACGUAGAUGACGACAACUACGUGAAUCCCAGAGGCCUGCUGCAGCUGCUGUCCACCUUCUCCCCCAGCCAGGACGUCUACCUGGGGCGGCCCAGCCUGGACCACCCCAUUGAGGCUACCGAGAGGGUCCAGGGAGGAGGAACCGUGACCACUGUCAAGUUCUGGUUCGCUACUGGUGGGGCCGGGUUCUGCCUGAGCCGAGGCCUUGCCCUCAAGAUGAGCCCGUGGGCCAGCCUGGGCAGCUUCAUGAGCACGGCCGAGCGGGUGCGGCUCCCGGACGACUGCACAGUGGGCUACAUCGUGGAGGGGCUGCUGGGCGCCCGCCUGCUGCACAGCGCGCUCUUCCACUCCCACCUGGAGAACCUGCAGCGGCUGCCGCCUGACACUGUGCUCCAGCAGGUCACCUUGAGCUACGGGGGUCCUGAGAACCCCCGUAAUGUGGUGAACGUGGCCAGAGGCUUCAGCCUGCAGCAGGACCCCACACGGUUUAAGUCUGUCCACUGCCUUCUCUACCCGGACACGGACUGGUGUCCUGUGCAGAAGCAGGGUGACCUCGCCUCUAAGUGACGCUUGACCCCCAACCCAGGGUUGGCGCUGGCUCUGCCCAAGGGAGGAGGCGUGGUGCUGCCCCCUGCUGGCCUCAGUUGACUCCCUCGGGCGGUCAAGGCCACGCCGCAGCCACAUCCAGGGAGACGUGAGCACCCAGCAGGCAGCUGGCCUGCAGGCCUGCCCUACAGCCCCUGGCAGACCCGGGUGAUAGGCGCCUUGGGAGAGCGGGGACAUGCCCGCCCUGCCCAGAGGCCCGGACCCUGGUACGCGGGCUGCCCCUUCCCCAAGCCCUGCCCUGGAGGUUUGCUCCCAUGGGAAGGGUCUCCACUCGCGUGUUGGGGGGCCUGGGAGGGGGCUGGUGUCUGGCUCCCCAGGCUCUGUUCUGCCCUCACCUGCUGGAGGGGGCCCCAGGUGGACCAGGUGCUGAGGAGUGGGCCCAAGGCCAGGGUCAUGUGUGGGAUCCUUUGCAGAUGUUUUACCUGCAGGCCUCGCAGGGGCUUGGUCCCCAGCCAGGGCAUCGGGGUCUCGGGGGGGGGCGUGACACUCAAGGACUCAGGCCCCCUGGCCAGCCAUGCUCUUGGGCGUGUCCAUGCAGAGGCCACCUUAUUGGGGGGCCCUUCAGCCAAGGCCUCUGUCAGGUUCCUCAGCCAGACUCCCUUACUGGGAGCCUUGAGGACAGCUCUCCAGUCUGACUCAGUCCUUGUCCUGCCCCCCUGGCCCCAAGUCCAUAAAACAACAGGAGACUUGUGUUUGGGCGCUCCCUCUGUCUGCACACCACCCGCCCUGACUGCCUUUCCGUGGGAGGAGGAGGUGACCGAGGCAGCGUCUUCCUCGCCUCGUGCUGUGCUGUUCAAUCGUGAAUAAAAACUUGAUUGUCACC
Hipposideros armiger (great roundleaf bat) is the source of this 1951-nucleotide messenger RNA. RefSeq names its product RFNG O-fucosylpeptide 3-beta-N-acetylglucosaminyltransferase (gene RFNG). Gene Ontology annotation, biological process: pattern specification process. Lineage: Eukaryota; Metazoa; Chordata; Mammalia; Chiroptera; Hipposideridae. Gene Ontology annotation, molecular function: O-fucosylpeptide 3-beta-N-acetylglucosaminyltransferase activity. The transcript has 8 exons. The record is from RefSeq and is a predicted model, not a curated record. Gene Ontology annotation, cellular component: Golgi membrane. The coding region runs from base 82 to 1089 and encodes 335 amino acids.